AGCUGCUCUUUUUGUCUCAGCUCUUUUUCUGUUUGAUUUCUUUGACGUUUAUUUAUUUUCAGUUCGUGAUUUCGUGGUUGUUGGGAGAUCCAUAACUAUCGAACUAAUUUCAAUAACGUAAAAAUGUUGUUGUCUUCUAAAAAGUUCGUGCAAUUUGCGGUGAGGAACAUCCGGGGUAUCUGCUCAAGCUCACCGAAAUUGAGUGAUAAUUUAUUUGUACAUCGUGACACCCCGGAGGACAAUUCAAGUAUCCCCUUCGAGUUUACAGAGGAGAACAAAAAGAGAGUUAAGGCUAUCCUUAACAUUUACCCUGAGGGCCACAAACGAGGUGCAAUGAUUCCUUUGCUCGAUCUAGCCCAGAGACAGCAUGGAUGGCUUCCUAUUUCCGCGAUGCACAAAGUAGCGGAGAUUUUGGAUUUACCAAAUAUGAGAGUCUACGAGGUUGCCACCUUUUACACGAUGUUUAUGCGUAAACCAACUGGAACCUAUCAUGUCCAAGUAUGUACGACUACACCUUGUUGGCUACGUGGUUCCGAUGAAAUUUUGGAUGUCUGCAAGAAAAAGCUAGGUAUUUCAGUUGGGGAAACGACCAAGGAUGGUAAAUUUACAAUUUCCGAAGUGGAAUGUUUGGGAGCCUGUGUGAAUGCCCCUAUGAUAGCAGUGAAUGACGAUUACUAUGAAGACCUCACAGCUAAAGAUACCGAGGAGAUUUUAGAGAGCCUAAAGAAAGGUCAAGUUCCUCGACCAGGUCCCUGGAACGGACGCUUUGCCUCAGAGCCAGCUGGUGGAUUAACAUCGUUGAAAGAGGAACCUACAGGUCCGGGAUUCGGAUUGCAACCAGGAUUGUAAGCUGUUACCAAUUUAUGAAAGCGUAAUAAAAAUGCAAGAGAUCAGAACGGA
Messenger RNA from Toxorhynchites rutilus septentrionalis, 900 nucleotides. It is a transcript of the gene ND-24, whose product is annotated as NADH dehydrogenase [ubiquinone] flavoprotein 2, mitochondrial. The record is from RefSeq and is a predicted model, not a curated record. Gene Ontology annotation, molecular function: NADH dehydrogenase activity. The transcript is spliced from 4 exons. Gene Ontology annotation, biological process: mitochondrial electron transport, NADH to ubiquinone. Lineage: Eukaryota; Metazoa; Arthropoda; Insecta; Diptera; Culicidae. Bases 124 to 849 code for a protein of 241 amino acids.